Triticum turgidum subsp. durum (durum wheat) is the source of this 2274-nucleotide messenger RNA. NCBI's taxonomy places the organism in Eukaryota, Viridiplantae, Streptophyta, Magnoliopsida, Poales, Poaceae. The record is from the annotation of a GenBank genome assembly.
AUGGCGCCCGUGCAUCGGCGACCUGGAGAUCCUCCUCCACGAUACGGAGCACAAGAGGAGGUUUUUACCGUAGAAAUCAACUAUGGUGGAUUUUUCUGCGGAUUUGGCCGAUCGAAGACGUAUGUCGAUGGUAAAGUUGCUCUGUUCGAUGGUUGCGAAGUAGAUACAUGGUCUCCUCUCUGGCUCACUGAUUUUAUGCAGCAACUGGGAUAUAGUGACCAAUCUAAGCAUGUUAUUUACUGGUUACUGCCUGGAAAGAAUUUAGCCGGCGGACUGCGGAUUGUGGACUGUGACACUGACACUUUGCACAUGACAGCAGUUGUUCCAAAAUUCCAGUUGUUUCAGUUGUUUGUUGAUCACAAAGAUAUGGCCUUUGACAAUGUAAUGGAUGAUAUUCAUGUUAGUGGUACACCUAAGCUACCUCUUGUACUAAGCCCUAAAUCUCAUGGGUUUAGCAGCGGAAUAAGAGGAAGUCCCAGGUUUAAGGUGAAAGCUCACAAAGGCAGACUGAACCAAUGUCAUGCAGGCAGCAGCAAUGAAGGGAGUAGCAGUGUUCCACCAGUGGGACUAAAUGUUGGACAUGAGCUUAGAAGAAGCAGGAGGAAACUUGUGGUAGAAGAAGAAAUCCCCAAUGAAAAUGACAGUGACAGUGAUAGUGAUGACAGUGAAUGGGAUUCAGACUGGGUAGACUCUGACAAUGAAGUAGGCAAAAAUGAUGAUGAUCUAUAUGAAGAAUGGGUUGAUGAAAAAUUUGAGAAGAAAAAAAAGAAGAAAUCUGAAUGGGAGCAGGACAGUGACUAUGAUACAGAUGAACUGCAGGAGCUACAAGGUUCAGAGCUUGAAGAUAGUGAUUCAGCAGAGGAAGUGGAAGUAGUAGAUGCACAAGGAAGGAAAAAAAUGAAAAAGAAAGUGAAGCUGAAAAGGUGGAGGCCUGAGAACAUGAAAGAAGUCAAUUUUCACAUAGGCAUGGUGUUCUUGUCUGUCAUUGAACUAAGAGCAGCAAUUCAGGAGUACAUUGUGAAGCAAAGAGUGCAAAUUCAUUACAUAAAGAAUGAUAAGCAGAGGAUAAGGGCAGGUUGUGUUGGAGAUUGUCCCUGGUUCUUAUUUGCUGCACCUGACAGCAGGACCAAAGCAUGGGUUGUGAAGAAGUAUGUGGGUGAGCAUACAUGUGAAAGAGAGUGGGCACUGAAGCAAUUUACAGCAAGAUAUUGUGUGAGGCAUCUGCAUCAAAACUUUGCAAAAAACUGGAAAGGUGAUGUAUUCAAGAAUAAAUUGUGGCAAAUUGCAAGAGCUACACAUGAGGCAGACUGGAAGAAGUACAUGCAAGAGAUGAAAGAGUUGGACCAGGGGGCCUAUGAGUACUUGGAUGCAAUUGACCCAAGGCAGUGGUGCAAGGCCUAUUUUCAUGAACUCCCAAAGUGUGAUUUGCUUCUUAACAACAGCUGUGAAGUGUUCAACAAGUAUAUACUUGAUGCCAGAGAAAUGCCUAUAGUUACUUGUCUUAAGAAGAUCAAGGACCAAUUAAUGACUAGGUUUUAUAGCAAGAAUCUGGAAUCUGAGGAGAUGUGUGGUCAAAUUUGUCCAAAAAUUAGAAAAAAACUGGACAAAAAUAUUAACAUGUCCAACAACUGCACUGCAUUACCAGCUGGACAACACAUAUUUCAUGUUAAAGGCAUGGUUGGGGAGUAUGAUGUGAACAUACAGAAGGAGGAGUGUUCUUGUAGGGCAUGGCAGCUCUCUGGAAUUCCAUGUAGACAUGGAGUUGCAUGUUUAAGACAUGAAAGAAUUAAACCAGAGGAUGUUGUCAACAAGUGCUACAACAUAGAUGCUUUCAGAGCUGCUUAUGGCAAGAUCAUAAUGCCAUGUAGUGAUCCUAGAGUGUGGCCUAAAACUAAUGGGCCUCAAAUGCUGCCACCACACUAUGAGAAGAAAGUUGGUAGGCCUGGAAAGAAGAGAAAGAAGAACCCACUAGAGGAGGACAAUGGAACUAGGAUGAGCAGACAUGGCAUUAUUGGACACUGCAGUGUGUGCAAUCAACCAGGACACAACAAAAGAAAGUGCCCUGAACUAGGUAGAGGACAACCAACAGCAGCACAUGAGGCAGGAGCAGAACAAGAUCCAGCAGCAGAACAAUAUCCAGCAGCAGAAGAGGAAGCAGCAGAACAUGUGCAAACAACAGAACAUGUGCCAAUUCAGGUUGUGCUUCCAGAAACACAACAAAGAACUAAACUACCAGUCAAGAGAAGGCCCAGUUGCAAGGUGCAUUUCCCUUAA